UGGUCUCAAGAUGGCCGCCUCCUGGCGUCCCCGGCGCUGUUGAAUGGAGAAAGCUUUAUUGUUCCCUUCGGGCAGGAGUGUUCGUGUCCUCCAUGGCGCUGUCAAUAAAGAACGGCAGUUUGAAUCGGUGCUGAACAGAGAGACAGAGGAGUUUUCAGAAUAUACACCGCAGAACCAGGCUGAGCUUGGGUCUCCUCUCCGCCCACAUUUGUGACCCUGGUGCUCUGGAAGGAGAGAAGGAAAGAGGUCCUCAGGGCAGAGCGGAAUGCAAUGGAGCUCCCCAAUUACAGUCGGCAGCUGCUGCAGCAGCUGUACACCCUGUGCAAGGAGCAGCAGUUCUGUGACUGCACCAUCUCCAUUGGCACCAUCUACUUCCGGGCCCACAAGCUGGUCCUGGCGGCUGCCAGCCUCCUCUUCAAAACGCUGCUGGACAAUACCGACACCAUCUCCAUCGAUGCCUCGGUGGUGAGCCCAGAGGAGUUUGCCCUCCUGCUGGAAAUGAUGUACACCGGCAAACUCCCAGUGGGCAAGCACAACUUCUCCAAAAUCAUCUCUUUGGCUGACAGCCUGCAGAUGUUUGAUGUGGCUGUUAGUUGUAAAAACCUCCUGACCAGCCUGGUGAACUGCUCCGUACAGGGGCAGGUGGUGCGGGAUGACCCUGUGCCAUCCUCAGACUCGUUCCAGAAAGAGACAGAGAGACCGGAAGGAGAGAGCCUCUGCUCGGAGGGCGCUGGAGAGCCUCGUGCGUCUCUGGAGCUCUGCCCUCCUCCACCGGCCCCGGGGUCAGCAGGGCCUCAGGAAGCAGGGCCUCCGGCUGCGCAGGAGAUGAGCGUGGAUCCUGCCACCACCCAGGAGCUCCAGGGCAACGUGGACACCCCAGUGGAGGCUCCUCCGACCACUGGCCUUUGUCCCGCCUCCCCCGUUGCAGCAACGUGUAAGGAGGCAAAGGAGGCAAGGCUGGCACCAGAGCAUGAGGGGAAACAGUACCCACUGACUUUUCUUCUGGAAAAUGCAACUGUCUUCUCAGAUGCACUCUCUGUCACUCAGGACGUCUUGAAAAAACUGGACUGUUCUGAAAUCAAAGGUGCCCAGAAGGAGGGCAUAAUGGCGUGUCUUGAGGGCAAAGACGGACAUUCCACUUUCCAGAGACUUCUGGAUCAAGUGCAAGAUGAGAGCCUGGAUGCUGAGGCCCUAGUGUCCCUGCUGAGGCUGUACCAGGACUCUAAUCCUGCAGUGAAGAAGGCAUUUUCAGACAGAAAACCAGAAAACGUAGCAGUGCAGUCCAAAGGGGGCACCGAGGAGGGGAAGACCUUGUCGGCCCUGUUACUCCUGCACAAAGAGGACCUGAUCCAGUGUGUGACGCAGCUGAGGCCGAUUGUGGAGUGCCUGGAAACCGCCAAGGAGGGCUUCCUGACCGCCACUGAGAAGCAGGUGAUUCUGAAUUGCUGCGAGGGCAGAACACCCAAGGAGACCAUAGAAAAUUUGUUGCACAGAAUGUCUGAAGACAAGACCCUGACUGCUGAGAGUUUGGUAAAGCUCCUUCAAGCUGUGAAGAUGGCAUUCCCAAAGUUGGGCCUUCUGCUGGAAAAUUUGCAGAAAUUCGCCACUUUGCCGAGCAGCACCGCAGCGCACACCAGCCCCGAGGACUAUGGGACCGAGCUCCUGAGACGGUACCAGGAAAACCUCUCUGAGAUUUUCACGGACAGCCAGAUGCUACUCAACAGGAUCUCACAGGCGAAGAAUUUAACCCCUGGGGAGAAGGAGGUCAUGGAGGCACUGGUGAGGCGUGACCCCGGCUCAGGGGCCUUCAGUGCUCUGGUGUCCGAGGCUGCGGAGAAGCAGACCCUACCCGCGACCGCCGUGUGGCAGCUGCUGCUGGCCACUCAGGAGCCCGCGCCCUGCCCGUGGGGCCUGCUCCUGGAGGAAAUCCAGAGGGAGCCCGGCGCCAAGGCUUUCUUCCGGGCAGUGAUGACCCCCGAAAGCGCUGCCUUAGAAAUCAUCCUGAGGCACCGCGCGCUGAUCCUGGCGGCUCUCCGGGAAAGGGCCGAGCUGAAGCAGAGCACCCCCGAGGAGGAGCGGCUGGUGCAGGCGGUGACUGAGAUCCUGAGCAGUUCCUCAGAGACAGCCGGCCCUGAUGCUUCCCAGAGAGCAGAGCCGAGCAGCGCCUCGGAGAAAGCCGUCUCCGCCAUUGAAAUGUGUCACCUCCUGUGCAUCACCCACCCGUCUGUCCCAGGCCUGCAGCCUGUCCUGCAGGAGUUGGCAUCCACUGGUUUCCUGACCCAGGAGAACGGGGAGCAGCGGUGGAAGGUCAGGACUAGAUUUCGCCCCGACGCCAACAACAAAGUGGAUGGAAAGGCAGCCGGGCCCGCCGACGCGGCCUGCCAGGCCGGGAGCCAGAAUGCCCAGGCGGAGCCCGCUUGCUCGCCAGGACAGCAGGAGAAGGACACGUCUGCCUCCCCCGACGCUGCCAAGAAGAGCUUCAUCUGCAAGGCCUGUGACAAAAGCUUCCACUUCUACUGCCGCCUCAAGGUGCACAUGAAGCGCUGCCGGGCGGCCAAGAGCAAGCAGGUCCAGUGUGGGGAGUGCAGGGAGACCAAGGAGUCUAAGAAGGAGCUGGAGAAGCACCAGCUGGAGGCCCAUGGCACAGGCGGGGAGCCGGAAGCGCCCAAGAAGAAGAAGAAGAGGCUCCCGGUGACCUGUGACCUCUGCGGCAGGGAGUUUGCUCAUGCCUCAGGCAUGCAGUAUCAUAAACUGACAGAGCACUUUGACGAGAAGCCUUUCUCCUGUGAAGAAUGUGGCGCCAAGUUUGCAGCUAACUCAACCCUGAAGAACCACCUCCGCCUUCACACCGGGGACCGGCCCUUCAUGUGCAAGCACUGCCUCAUGACCUUCACCCAGGCCUCGGCUCUGGCCUACCACACGAAGAAAAAGCACUCGGAAGGGAAGAUGUAUGCGUGCCAGUACUGCGACGCUGUGUUUGCCCAGUCCAUUGAGCUCUCCCGCCACGUGAGGACACACACCGGAGACAAGCCCUACGUCUGCAGGGACUGUGGCAAGGGCUUCCGGCAAGCCAAUGGCCUCUCCAUCCAUCUGCACACCUUCCACAAUAUAGAAGACCCCUAUGACUGUAAGAAGUGCAGGAUGAGCUUCCCCACGCUGCAGGACCACCGCAAGCACAUCCACGAGGUGCAUUCCAAGGAGUACCACCCCUGCCUGACGUGCGGGAAGAUCUUCAGCGCCCCCUCCAUGCUGGAGCGGCACAUGGUCACCCACGUCGGGGGGAAGCCCUUCAGCUGCGGGAUCUGUAACAAGGCCUACCAGCAAUUGUCUGGCCUGUGGUACCACAAUCGGACCCACCAUCCUGACGUCUUUGCGGCUCAGAACCACCGCUCCUCCCGGUUUUCCUCGCUGCAGUGCAGCUCCUGCGACAAGACCUUCUCCAACACCAUGGAGCACAAGCGGCACAUCAAAACAGAGCAUGCAGAUGUGAAGUUCCACGAGUGUGACCAGUGCAAGGAGCUCUUCCCCACGCCCGCCCUGCUGCAGGUCCACAUCAAGUGCCAGCACUCAGGCUCCCAGCAUUUCCGCUGCCUGUACUGUGGGGCCACCUUCCGCUUCCCCGGGGCGCUACAGCACCACGUGACCACGGAGCACUUCAAGCAGUCAGAGAGCACCUUCCCCUGUGAGCUCUGCGGGGAGCUGUUCACCGCCCAGGCCCAGCUGCACGCACACCUGGACUCCGAGCACCCCAGGGCCGCAGGCACGGAGGCGCCGGCCACCGCCCCCCAGAUGGUGCAGGUGGUCCAGAGCGCGGAGCCGGAGGCCCCCGCGGAGCAGGUGAUCACGCUGGAGGAGACCCAGCUGGCCGGCUCGCAGGUGUUUGUCACCUUGCCAGACUCGCAGGCGCCUCAGAGCAGCUCCGAGCUGGUGGCCGUGACCGUGGAGGAGCUGCUGGACGGCACCGUGACCCUGAUCUGUGGGGAGGCCAAGUGAGCGGCCCCACGGCCGGUGGACUCGGAUGCAUGCAGUGGGGAGGAAAGUGCCUCCGCCUGCCCUCGGCACCCCCGCCCAGGCUGCCUUUUAGCCCAGCGACAACCAAAAUGGCCUCACCCGGAAACUCAGGAAGCAUCGUUUUCCUCUGAGUUCUUGGCGCUGUCAGCCUGCCUCCCUCUGCCUGGCUGCCGUGGCCUCAACAACGCUGACCACCCCCAGGGAAUAGCCCAACCAGCAGGAGGUGGAGCAGGGGGCACAGGGGGAUGGUGAGCCCCCCCAACGCACGCGCGCGAGCGCGCACGCGCGCACACACACACACACACACACACACACACACGGCUGAAAGCUGUCAGUGCCUUCUGGCUGUUUAAAUAAGAGAAAGAUGAGAAAAGCACCCUCAGACCAUCCAGGGACCCCGACCUUCAGCCUGUGGCCCUUUCCUCACUGCCCUCCCUCUCCCAUCUGCCUGGGGUCCCCCACAUCACCCAGGACAGCCCCAAGUCCUUGCUGCACCCCCACCUUGUCAGGAGGGCCAGCCCUUCCCUUAAAGACGCAGCUCUAGGGGGGUUCUGUGGAGAGAGCUGGUGUAAGUCACUCCACUGAGGGCAUUCUCCCCAGGGCUCUGCCCCUCAGGGGUCUCUCUGCCGCCUUCCCCAUCCGGGAUUGGCGGGCGGGGCCAGGGAGCUGUCGUCCCUGCCUGCCUGCCUGGGCAGCCUGCUGGGGCCCUACAGGUCAGUGGCCCUUUGGAGUCUGGAUUUCACAAGGAUUUUAUCUUCGGUUCCCAAAAUAUCAUCUUGUAAUUAAUGGUUUGUGAGAUCCAUUAUGAAGUGCAAUUAGAUGGAUUCAGUGCGGCCACUGGGAGGGACUGACAGGCAUUUUUGAUUCCUUGAUGCCCCCCGAGGUCAGCGUGAGCCUCGGCCCCCUGCGCGGGCUUGCUGAGGAUGCGCCCUUCCUUCCUCUCACAUGUCAGGCACAGGGGCGGUGAGUCAAUUGGAGUCAUGGCCUGGACCACACAGUGCUGGAAGGGCAGCAGGUGGGGCCUUAACAGUGCCCAGUAUCCUCUGGCCGGGCCUCGGGCAGCUUCCUACCACCAGCCAGCCCCCGUCUCCAGCCCCCCAGUUCCUCCUUUGCCCGUCGUGCCCUUCGUUCUGGUUGGCGACUGCCCAAGCUGACCCCAUCUGGGCCUGACCGCCAGAGAGAUCUUCAAAGGAACGUUGGUCUCAGAAGCCAAGGACUGGCCAGAAGAUGGUGCUCAAACCCUGACGACUUCGUCUCCGUGGGCAGCCCUCACUCCUCCGGCCCGGGCCUCCUCGUCCUCUCACAGUGCGUCCUGUCCCGGGAGCUGUCAGCCCAGGAGAAUCCUGGACCUGCAAGUGACUGACAGCCCUGGGCUGUCCCCAUGGCCCCAGACAGAGCCCAGGCAGAGAGUGGAGUGGCCUGUGCUGCAGUGGCCACAGGGGCAGCCGUGGCCACCGCUGGAACUCCAGCCCCAGAGCAAACUAAGAGACCCAAAUUGCAAAGGGCCUGAGGGGAAGGGGAUCUCUCCUGGCAGUUUCCUGACUAGGACGGAGAGGGCUGGGUGCGCGCCUGCUUGCCUGCUGCAGGCCUGGGCUCUGGCCCCAGUAUUGCAUGGUCUCCUGAGCACUGCCAGGUGUGACCCCCGACCACCACCAAACCAAAAAAAAAACAAAAAUCUGACUAGAGAACAGCUCUUAAGUGCUCAGUCCCAGGUUCAACUUCCUCCGGAGCCGCGGGAGUCUUCCUCAGGCUUCUGACAGACCCUGGGCCAUGGGGCGCACAGCGGCCGCCAUGCAGCUGUGCCCCCACCCCUGGGGCUCUAAUGGCGGGUGGAGGCGGCCACCCCGGUGCCAACCGCUGCACCGACAGCGGCUUUCUUGGCUGCUCCCCACCCCGGUGGGUGCAGGCGGAACUUUCCUAGCUCUGCCUGGCCGCCUUGCCUUUGCCCCCACUUCUGCCAUCCUCUUCUCGGUGCACGCCACCGGCUCUCCUGGGUGUUCUCAGCCCCGUUGCCAUGAGCAUGACUUGGGCCCCAGGACUUGUUCACCGGAACCCUCAGUCGUCUCCUGUCCAGAGCUCUGGGUGCAGCUGGGGCAGUAGGGGGCUGGUCAGGCAGAUUUCCUGUCCGUCUCAGCUUGUAGGCAUGAUGGGGGCACCCUUGAACCAGUAUGUCCCCAACCCUAGUCCCCAGGAGACAGAGCCCAAGUCAGCAAGUGGGACCUGAGCGCCGCAACGGAAGUGGACACGUGUGUUCUGCCCAGCUGUCCCUCACUGUCCCCAGCGCCGUUCAGCCCUGCCACUCAGGACCUGCCAAGGAAACAGCUCUUUCCUCACGGACCCCAGAAACAAUUAGCCUCACCCCCAAGGAAGAAACCACAGCAGGGGCUGAGGCUUGAAAGGGGCCUGAUCAGAGGGGCUAGGGGGACCCCAGAGACCUGCACCGGGCUUCAGAUCUGAGAGAUGAGACAGGGCCCUCGAGUUUCUCAGCCAGUGUUGAUACAGGAGGGUGGUGCCUUUAAGACAUGCGUGUGCCUGAGCUGUGUGGAUGGGCUGAGGGGUGGCAGAAACUGCUGGCCACCCAUGGAAUGGGGGCGCAUGGCAUUUUUAUUAAGUUGGGCGUGGGGGGGGCGAGAGAGCGUGUUCAGUGGGCUGAGCACGUGCUUUGCCAGCAGGAGGCCCAGGUGUGAUCCCUGACACUGUGUGUCCCCCAAGCACUGUGGAGUGUGUCCCCCCACCCCCCGAAUGAAUGAAUUGGGGUGUAGAGUGAAGUGCUGAGACACUUGGAUCAGUUGCCCUGGCCCUGUUCUGAGUCCAGAGCAUCCCAAGGGGACUUGGCGAGACAGCAGGACAGGCAGUGGUGAGGGGUGCAGGAGGAGAGCUGAGGCGGGGUUGGUCUGGUCUGGUUGCCAUAGAGAGCGGUGGGGCUGGGCGUACUCAGACCAGAAGCACGGAAGCACAACCCAAACACAAACCUGUGCAUACGUGUGUGUGUGUGCGUGUGUGUGUGUGUGUGUGCGUGUGUGUGCGUGUGUGUGUGCGCGCGCGUGUGUGUGUGUGUGUGUGUGUGUGUGUGUGUGGACUUGGGGGCUGAGGGGGGGAUGGCCCGCUGCGAGGCUGGGGCUGGGGCUUGGUGUGUGUGCGGGGCCCUGGUUCUGCGCUCCACCCCACCGGCAGAAACUGGUAGCCCUUGUGACCUUAACGCACUCCCUGAUCACGGCCACCACACCUGCUGCCACCUGCCGUUGGGACAGCUCGCCAGCCCGUGGGGCCGUGGACGUUGGACUACAAACCACUCUCCGGGCUCGGUGUGCACUGCUCCCUAUAAAUAAAACAUGGACUUGGGAAACUCAAGACUGCACGCGUUUUGCUCGGGCCAUGAUGAUGCGUGCCUGUGUGUCCUUUGUCCCAGGCGGCUGUGGGACAGGCCAGGGCUGGGCGGCCAGCUCUCCAGGGCCGCUGUGCCUGCAGCCACAUCAGCGCAGGUGAGGCCAGCUGGCAUUCUUCUCUGGCCUGCGGGUGGGGUGUGGGGCUCGAUAUCCCGGUGUGGGGGGGGCAC
Molecule: messenger RNA, 7567 nt
Organism: Sorex araneus (European shrew)
Lineage: Eukaryota; Metazoa; Chordata; Mammalia; Eulipotyphla; Soricidae
Gene: ZBTB40
Product: zinc finger and BTB domain containing 40
Exons: 19
Coding region: 271-3993 (1240 amino acids)
Biological process (GO): regulation of transcription by RNA polymerase II
Cellular component (GO): nucleus
Molecular function (GO): protein binding; DNA-binding transcription factor activity, RNA polymerase II-specific; RNA polymerase II cis-regulatory region sequence-specific DNA binding
Source: RefSeq, a predicted model, not a curated record